Molecule: messenger RNA, 975 nt
Organism: Emericellopsis cladophorae
Lineage: Eukaryota; Fungi; Ascomycota; Sordariomycetes; Hypocreales; Bionectriaceae
Product: THO complex subunit-like protein
Exons: 1
Coding region: 1-975 (324 amino acids)
Biological process (GO): mRNA processing
Cellular component (GO): THO complex part of transcription export complex
Source: RefSeq, a predicted model, not a curated record
AUGACUUCCUGGGAGCCGCUCAACCCCGAGGCCGAAUCUGAAUUACACAAAGACCGUCUUCUUCUCGUCGAGCAACGGCCGUUCCAACGGAUACCGAAAUGUAUCUCACAACUGCCUUCGUUGAUCACGCCUCAGCCCAGUCUCCAGUCGCCGCGAACCGCGCAGCAAAUCAAGGAAGACUUCACCCUAGACUUUGCGCACUUUGACAGCUCCAUCUUGCGACUACAAUUCCUCCACGAGGCGAACGUACGGGAGAGAGGACGCUAUGCCGAGGACGAAGAGAGGAUCAAGAAGGAGUGCGACCAGGCGAGAGAGACAAAUGGCAUUCUGAGGGAACAGUUGGAGGGCGCGCGCGCGACACUAGCACAAAGAAAGAAAUUUGACGAGAUGGCCGAGAAAAUCACCUCGAAUCGUCUCCUGCGACCACGUGAGGAGCAGCUCGCGAAUCUACAGAAACUAGAGGAAGAGUGCCGUGAUCUGGAGAAGGAGAGUGAAACAUAUGCUGUCACAUGGCGAGAGCGUCGCGACCAGUUCAACAGGAUCAUGGACGAGGGCAUGAUGCUAAGAAGGCAGAUCCGCGACGAGAAGGAGGAGGUCGAUCGACGCGAGGGCAUGAACGAAGGGGCAGAUGAUGAAGGCGCCAAUACACCUCGACCAGAACAGGGCGGGACCAGCACACCGGGUCCUGAGAGUGACGGUCAAGCCAAAGAGGGGGGCGACACGCCCAUGCCAGCUGGGGCGUCCAACGCGCCUACACCUGCGGUGGAGGCCGGCAACAGUAGCAGCCACCUGCACCCUGGGGACGGUCAAUCUUUCCAGCACGGCAGUAGGCACGUUAGUCGCGAGCCCACGCCGUUACGGCAAGAAGUCGAGGAUGAAGAGAUGGACGAGCCCAAAGAAUCCGGCAACGCAACUGAGGUCGGAACACCGCGGGUUGCUGCUGAUCCUCCCAACGACAAGAUGGAGGUCGACUGA